AAGGUCCGUUACCGGGGUUGGAAGACGAUGCCGUUCGUGAUCGGCAACGAGACGUUCGAGAAGCUCAGCAGCAUCGGCACGGCGGCGAACCUGAUGGUGUACCUGACCUCCGUCUUCCACAUGAGCAACGUCCGCGCCGCCGUGGCGCUCAACGCGUUCAGCGGCACCACCAACCUCGCCACCGUCUUCGGCGCCUUCGCCUCUGACCUCUACCUCGGCCGAUACACCACCGUCGGCAUCGGCUGCGUCGCCACACUAAUCGGCAUGAUCAUCCUGACGUUGACGGCUGGCGUGCCGGCACUGCACCCGCCUCCGUGCGCCGGCGUGGACGGGCAGUGCGAGGGCGCGACGAGGGGGCAGCUCGCGGUGCUGGUGCUGUCGUUCUUGUUCAUCGUGAUGGGCGCGGGCGGCAUCCGGCCGUGCAGCCUGCCGUUCGGCGCCGACCAGUUCGACCCGCGCACGGAGUCCGGCCGCCGCGGCAUCAACAGCUUCUUCAACUGGUACUACUUCACCUUCACCAUCGCCGUGUGCGGUUCGUCGACGGCGAUCAUCUACGUGCAGAGCAACGUGAGCUGGUGGAUCGGGUUCGCCAUCCCCGCCGCGCUCAUGCUCGCCUCCUGCGCGCUCUUCUUCGCCGGCGCGGAGCUCUACGUCCGCGUGCGCCCCGAGGGGAGCCCCUUCGCCAGCGUCGUCCGCGUCGCCGUAGCGGCGUUCUGCAAGCGGCGCGCGCCCGUGUCCGAGGAACCCGCAGCGUCGCUCUUCAGGACGCGCCACGCGAGCUCGCUCGUGUCAAGGCUCCCCUACACUGACCAGUUCAGGUUCCUGGACAAGGCCGCCGUUGUGGUGGCCAAGAGCGAGGUCGACGACGCCGGCGGCCGCCCCAAGGACCCGUGGCGGCUGUGCACCCUUCAGGAGGUGGAGGAGACGAAGUGCAUCGUCCGUAUCCUGCCGGUGUGGGGCACCUGCAUCGUCUACUACAUCGCCUUCGCGCAGACCAACACCUACGUCGUCCUCCAGGCGGCCCAGUCCGACCGCCGCCUCGGCGGCCGCGGCUUUGAGGUACCGCCGGCGUCGUUCACCAUCUUCCCCAUGCUGGCGCUCACCGUCUGGAUCCCGGUCUACGACCGCCUCGUCGUGCCGUGGCUGCGCAGGCUCACCGGCCGCGAGGAGGGCAUCACGCCGCUCCAGCGCAUGGGCGUCGGCAUGGUCCUCUCCGUGGUGGCCAUGCUCAUCUCCGGAAUAGCCGAGCAGCGCCGGCGCGAGCUCGCCGUGCUGCACGCCGCCGCGAACGGCGGGUCGCUGUCGCAAAACCGCGUGUCCCCGGUCUCGGCGUUCUGGCUGGUGCCGCAGCUGGCAGCGCUGGGCCUCUCGGAGGCGUUCAACCAGGUGAGCCAGAUGGAGUUCUACUACAAGGAGUUCCCGGAGAACAUGCGCAGCGUCGCCGGCUCGCUCCUCUUCAGCGGCCUGGCACUGUCCAGCUACCUCAGCGGGCUCCUGGUCAGCGUCGUCCACCGCGCGACGAGUGACCCCGCCCAGGGCGUCGACGGGUGGCUCGCCGAGGACCUCAACAGGGGCAGGCUGGACUGCUUCUACCUCCUCAUCGGAUUCAUUGGCGCGGUCAACUUCUUCGUGUUCCUAGCAUGCGCCAAGUGGUACAGGUACAAGCAGGCUCCUGCUGAUCAUGAGCAGGAUGCAGAUGGGAUCGAUCAAUGGCUGCCAAGAUCAGUGGUAGGAGAUGGUUGCUGA
Phragmites australis (common reed) is the source of this 1746-nucleotide messenger RNA. RefSeq names its product protein NRT1/ PTR FAMILY 2.11-like. Gene Ontology annotation, molecular function: transmembrane transporter activity. NCBI's taxonomy places the organism in Eukaryota, Viridiplantae, Streptophyta, Magnoliopsida, Poales, Poaceae. Bases 28 to 1746 code for a protein of 572 amino acids. The transcript is spliced from 2 exons. Gene Ontology annotation, cellular component: plasma membrane. Gene Ontology annotation, biological process: transmembrane transport. The record is from RefSeq and is a predicted model, not a curated record.